Messenger RNA from Salarias fasciatus (jewelled blenny), 2323 nucleotides. It is a transcript of the gene calr, whose product is annotated as calreticulin. The record is from RefSeq and is a predicted model, not a curated record. The transcript is spliced from 9 exons. Gene Ontology annotation, molecular function: calcium ion binding. NCBI's taxonomy places the organism in Eukaryota, Metazoa, Chordata, Actinopteri, Blenniiformes, Blenniidae. Gene Ontology annotation, cellular component: endoplasmic reticulum membrane; endoplasmic reticulum. Bases 168 to 1463 code for a protein of 431 amino acids. Gene Ontology annotation, biological process: protein folding; ERAD pathway.
UGCGGAGAGGAGCGCAGCGGCGUCGUCUCAGCGCUUUUCACUGUAACAUGACUGCAUGAGAGACCGGGAGAGACGCACAGCGCUGCCGCAACGUCUGCUCGCUCAGAUAAAGACUCAGAUUUCCACGCAGGUACUCGCAGGUGGCGUCCGCGCUCCAGCUCGUCGCGAUGACAGCCUUGUCGCUGCUGCUGAUGGCCGUGUCGGUCGCUUCUACUCUGGCCGAGUCCACUGUGUAUUUCCGAGAGCAAUUUGAAGAUGGGGAUGCCUGGAAGAGUCGCUGGGUGGAAUCCAAGCACAAGACAGACUAUGGCAAGUUCGUCCUCACUGCAGGGAAGUUUUAUGGGGAUGCAGAGAAGGACAAAGGUCUGCAGACGAGCCAGGACGCCCGAUUUUAUGCAUUGUCAGCUCGGUUUGACGACUUCAGCAACAAAGGAGAGCCUCUGGUCAUCCAAUUCACCGUGAAGCAUGAGCAAAGUAUCGACUGUGGAGGAGGCUACAUCAAACUGUUCCCCUCUGAACUCAGUCAGGAGGACAUGUUUGGAGACUCUGUUUACAACAUCAUGUUUGGUCCUGAUAUUUGUGGCCCUGGCACAAAGAAAGUUCAUGUGAUCUUCAGCUACAAAGGCAAGAACCAUCUGAUUAACAAGGACAUCAGGUGCAAGGAUGAUGAAUACACCCACUUGUACACACUGAUCGUCAACCCCGACAACACGUACGAGGUUAAGAUUGACAACAAAAAGGUUGAGUCUGGCAGUCUGGAGGAUGACUGGGAUUUCCUGCCUCCCAAAAAAAUUAAGGACCCUGAGGCUAGAAAGCCAGAGGACUGGGAUGACAGGGAGAAGAUUCCUGAUCCUGAUGAUAAGAAACCAGAGGAUUGGGACAAACCCGAAAACAUCCCAGAUCCUGAUGCCAAGAAACCCGAUGAUUGGGACGAUGAGAUGGACGGAGAGUGGGAACCACCAAUGGUCACCAACCCUGAUUAUAAGGGUGAGUGGAAGCCCAGAGAGAUCGACAACCCUGCCUACAAGGGCAAGUGGAUUCACCCUGAGAUUGAAAAUCCAGAGUACACAGCAGAUACCGAGAUCUAUAAAUACGACAGCGUCGGGGUGAUCGGGCUUGAUUUGUGGCAGGUCAAGUCUGGAACUAUCUUUGACAACUUCCUGAUCACCAAUGACCCAAAUCUGGCAGAGGAAGUAGGCAAUGACACAUGGGGCAAAACUAAGGACGCUGAAAAGAAGAUGAAAGAAGGCCAAGAGGAAGAGGAGAGGAAGAAGCGUGAAGAGGAGGACAAGAAGAGGAGAGAAGAGGCAAAGGAGGAAGAUGAGGAGGAAGAGGAAGAGAAGGAUGAGGAGGAGGAGGAGGAAGAGGAGGAGGAGGGAGAAGAGCACGAGGAAGAAGAAGAGGAGGAGGAGGAAGAAGAGGACGAUGAAGGCACAGACUCUAAACUCAAGGAUGAGUUAUAAACUCAGGACCUGCUCAGACUGCCUGUGUCAGUGGGCUGCAGGAAGAAGGCUGGAGACUGACUGACUGACACCCAGGGGGGGACUUUUUCAUUUGUUUGUUUACAAGGCGAGGGUUUAGGCCAAAAAAGGGCGAUUGCUAUGUUAUUUCUUGUUUCAUUGUGCUACUACUACUAUUACUACUACAACAACUACUAUUAAUAAACGAGGAAUAGCAACAGAAUAGAAAUGUCAAUACGAAUGUCACAACCAGAAUUUCUAAAACUACCCAAGAAAAUAUGUAAACCGUUUUGUGUUUUGAAGACAUUUCAGUUCUUAUGAAGUAUACUGUUGUUGUGACAUUAAAAGGUAUAUUUGAUUUGUGGAUGGUACCACAAACCAGUUUUGUUUACCUCAUGUGUUUAGUUUGUCUUUUUUUCUGUGUCCUGUUUUUGUAAAUGUUUUAAAAGUCAAUCUUGUCACUCUGCAGAGUUUGAUCGGGGUUACAUGUUGAUAUGCAGGUUAACUUAUUUAAACUAUGAUUAAAAUGAGACUGAAAGGGAAACCAGAGUGCACUGAGACUUGACACUAGAUAAGCCGGCUACCAUGAGAUGGUCACAUGAGGUGCUUAAGAUGAAGUUUCCUGUGGAGUUUUGUACUGUUGACUGAAUACUUUUUCCACUCUCAUGCACAUACUAUAGUCUUGUGUGUCUAAAACGUGCUCAAAUGUAGAUGUACAUCAAGAACACUCCAGUAGCAGAAAGUCUUCUCAUUAUCAUAAUUUGCUCAUUGUUAGUGUAUGAAGCCAGUUUCCUUAUUUCUGCACUGCUGUACCCCAACACACUGUCCCAAACAGUCUGGAAGUGUUCCUUUUGUAAAAGACA